Solanum tuberosum (potato) is the source of this 1551-nucleotide messenger RNA. RefSeq names its product receptor-like protein kinase HERK 1. Bases 266 to 1360 code for a protein of 364 amino acids. The transcript is spliced from 2 exons. Gene Ontology annotation, biological process: protein autophosphorylation. Gene Ontology annotation, cellular component: plasma membrane; plasmodesma. Gene Ontology annotation, molecular function: transmembrane receptor protein tyrosine kinase activity; ATP binding. NCBI's taxonomy places the organism in Eukaryota, Viridiplantae, Streptophyta, Magnoliopsida, Solanales, Solanaceae. The record is from RefSeq and is a predicted model, not a curated record.
UAAUAUUGUAAUAUCAAGCCCGUAAACGGCCGUUUCAUUAUAUUGGGCCGGUAUCACGGGCCUUAAAUUAUCUAGUAUCAAUAUAAAAGCAUUAUAAAGUCUUCAAUAAAUCAAUUCGGUGUUGACUACCCCCACCCACCAAGCUUGAAUGAGGUGUUUGACUUUUGAGUUUUGCCACUGUACAGUUUCAAUCUCUGGUUUUCUGCAAAUCAGAGGAGUAGGUCAAAGGCAUGGAUUCCUUUAUGUAUUAAUGAUUUAGCACACCAUGGGAAGCAAACAUUCGAAAGGAACAACUUACACAAGUGAUCCAGUUCCUUUUGCAGCUUUGCAACUUCCUUUUGCAGCUUUGCAAGAAGCAACUAACAACUUUGAUGACAAGUUUUUCAUUGCAGAGGGUGGAUUUGGGAAGGUUUACAGGGGUGUUUUACGUGAUGGAACAAAUGUGGCCCUGAAAAGGCAUAAUCGUAAGUUCCAACGAAGUAUUGAAGAGUUCCGAACAGAAAUUGAGAUUCUCUCACAGUUCCGCCAACCCAAUCUGGUUUCAUUGAUUGGAUACUGUAAUGAUAACAAUGAGAUGAUUCUAAUUUUUGAGUAUUUAGAGAAUGGGAACCUCAGGAGCCAUUUGUAUGGGACACAUCUACCCAUUUUGAGUUGGGAGCAGAGGCUGGAGAUAUGCAUCGGGGCAGCCAGAGGUCUCCACUACCUUCAUACUAGCAGAAUUAUACAUCGUGAUGUCAAGUCUUCAAACAUAUUGCUUGAUGAGAAUUUUGUUCCAAAAAUUGCUGAUUUUGGAAUAUCCAAGAAAGGGACUGACCUUGAUCAAACCCAUCUUAGCACAAGGAUAAUAGGAACAGUGGGCUACAUUGCCCCUGAAUAUGUUAUAAGGGGACAUCUGACAGAAAAAUCUGAUGUUUAUUCUUUCGGUGUUGUUUUAUUCGAAGUUCUUUGUGCUAGGCCUGCCAUAGGUCAUUAUAUUUCGAAAGAGAUGGUUAGUUUGGCUGAAUGGGCAAUUGAUUCUCAGAAGAAGGGACAAUUGGAACAAAUCGUAGAUCCCAAUCUUCUGGUCAAAAUAAGACCAGAGUCCCUCAGGAAGUUUGGAGAAACAGCGGUGAAAUGCUUAGCUGUUUCUGGUGUAGAUAGGCCAUCUAUGAGCUAUGUGCUGUGGAAUUUGGAGUAUGCACUUCAUCUCCAAGAGCCUGUCAUUCCAGAUUAUCCUGAAGAAGACAGUAGCUUCCCUAUUCGCGAGCUAUUACCGCUAAUCAAUGAUUUCACUGAUGUUGAUGCCAGUUCUAAUGUUGCUCAGGUUGGAACAUCAAAUUUGGAUGAUAUCUCUAGUGAUGAGCUUAUAAGUCCGAGAUAACUAUGUGAAAAUGGUACAUACCUUCCUUCGGUGUUUGUUAAUUCCACUUAUAUUUCCUGAAUCAUAUGAAUAUUUAUUUUUGGCUUUUGUAAUAAUUUAUUUUACUAAGUUUUGAGUUGUAUAUAGAAAGAAUGUUAACUUUGAAAACAUGCGUUGCUCUACCUGUGGAUAUGGGGUGUCCGGUUGUUUCA